UUCCGUUACCAUAACGUCACUUCUGGAUGUCAAUAUGCGGCUUGGUGCAGCGCUGGGAAACGGAACCACUGGAAAGAUGUAAACCAAGUAACAAGCGAAGGCAAGCCUCGACGAACACUCUUAUCGCCUGGAAACCUGUACCUAAGGUUGGAUAAACUGAACCACACCAACCGGCAGCUCACUGAGUCGCUAUUCCCAAAGCGGCGGAGCGCUCGCGUUUAAGCAGCCAUCUUUUGUGAGAGAAUGUACGGGGCGACGCGGCGGGCCUGCUCGAGCUCUGGCCGGGGCCGGAGCCUGCUGAUGCUGACAACCGCGCUACUGCUCUCGGUCGUCGGGCUGCUCACCGGGCUGCCUGGCAUCACCGACGCGAAGGAAUGCGACAAACCUUGUAUGAACGGGCAGUGCAACACCGCUACUGGCAACUGUGUGUGCUUCCCCGGCUGGGUUGGGGACCAAUGCCAGCACUGCGGAGGGAGAUUCAGGUUGACGGGGCCCUCCGGUCAUCUGACGGACGGUCCAGGAAACUAUAAGUACAAGACCAAGUGCACGUGGCUGAUCGAGGGACAGCCCAACACCAUACUCCGAUUACGCUUCAACCACUUUGCCACCGAAUGCAGCUGGGACCACCUUUACGUGUACGACGGAGACUCCAUUUACGCUCCGCUUCUCGCUGCCUUCAGUGGUCUGAUUGUUCCUGAGCGCUAUGGGAACGAGACGGUUCCUGAGGUGGUGUCUCAGUCCGGCUACGCCCUGCUGCACUUCUUCAGUGAUGCUGCCUACAACCUUACCGGCUUCAACAUUUCCUACAGGGUGAACACAUGCCCCAACAACUGCUCAGGCCGGGGCGAGUGUCGCGUGAGGAACUCCACUGGUGCGGCGUACUGCGAGUGUGAAGACAACUGGAAGGGGGCAGCCUGUGACGUCCCCUACUGCCUGGCCGACUGUGGCUACCCCGACAGAGGCCACUGCCAGGGAAAGACCUGCAUCUGCAAGACCGGAUGGCAAGGUGCGGACUGCCUGGUCUCUGUGCCUGCCAACUCCUCCUUCUGGAGCCGCGAGGACUACGCCGAGGCUGGGCUGGCCAGGGCUUCCCACAAGGCAGUGGUGGACCAGGGCAUCAUGUGGGUCAUCGGCGGCUACGUCUUCAACGCCUCCGACUAUCACAUGGUCAAAGCAUAUAACAUCAGUAGCAAGAGCUGGCUGACCCUUGACCCCUCUGUGCAAACUGUGACGCCGCGAUAUGGCCACUCACUGGCUCUUCAUGAGGGGAAGAUCUACAUGUACGGAGGAAAGAUCGACUCCACAGGAAACGUGUCCAGCCAGCUGUGGGUUUUCCACAUCCAGAACCAGACCUGGGUCCUCCUGAGCCCCAGGGCCAAGGAGCAGUAUGCCGUGGUGGGACACUCGGCGCACAUUGUGCCCCCCACCCAGGAGGGGGCCAGUCCCAUCAUGCUGGUUAUGUUCGGACACUGUCCUCUGUACGGUUACAUCAGCCAGGUGCAGGAGUACAACAUCGUGAAGAACACUUGGAGCAUGGUGUCAACAGAAGGUGCACUGGUCCAGGGUGGCUACGGCCACAGCGGUGUUUUCGACCCCAGCACCAGAGCCAUCUACAUCCACGGAGGCUACAAGGCCUUCAGCGCCAACAAGUACGGCCUGGCGGGAGACCUGUACAAGUUCGACGUGGACAAGAGGAAAUGGACCAUUCUGAGAGACAGCGGCUUCUUCCGUUACCUCCACACGGCGGUGAUAGUGAGCGGGACCAUGCUGGUGUUUGGAGGCAACACACACAACGACACCUCCAUGAGCCACGGCGCCAAGUGCUUCUCCUCUGACUUCCUGGCCUACAGCCUGGCGUGUGACGAGUGGACAGUGCUGCCUCGACCGGACCUCUACCAUGACGUCAAUCGCUUUGGACACUCGGCGGUCUUCAGUGACAGUGUGAUGUACGUGUUCGGUGGCUUCAAUAGCCUGCUGCUCAGUGACGUCCUUAUGUACACCUCGCCCAGCUGCGCAGCCUUCUCUAGCCCGGCAUCCUGCAGCCAGGCCUGGCCAGGGAUCCACUGCGUCUGGAACAGCACCCAGGGGACCUGCCUGCCCUGGGAGAGCAACGCCAUCGGAACGGAACCGCAGCCGCUCCCGGCCUCCUGCAACACCCGAUCAUAUGCUGACAACGAGAGGUGUGACCAGUACACGGACUGCUACAGCUGCACUGCUAACACCAACGGCUGCCAGUGGUGUUCCGGCCAGUGUGUGUCUCUGGGAAGCAACUGCACCUCCGCCACGGGGGCCAUUGGGGACAAUGACGUUUGCCCCAAGGACAACCCGUCCUAUGUGUGCAACAAGAAAACCAGCUGCAAGAGCUGCGCUGUGGACCAGAACUGUCAGUGGGAACCUCGCAACCAGGAGUGCAUCUCACUGCCAGAAAACGUGUGCGGUGAAAGCUGGCAUCUGGUGGGCAACUCCUGUCUGAAGUUCAUCACGGCCAAGGACUCGUACGACAACGCCAAGCUGGCCUGCCGGAGCCACAACGCCGUCCUGGCCUCGCUCACCACGCAGAAGAAGGUGGACUUUGUCCUGAAGGAGCUGCAAAUCAUGAGUGUAGUGUACAGGGCCACAGUGACUCCCUGGGUGGGGCUCAGGAAAAUCAACGUGUCUUACUGGUGCUGGGAGGACAUGUCGCCCUUCACCAACACCAGCCUGCAGUGGCUGCCCGGCGAGCCCAGCGACGCCGGCUUCUGUGGCUACCUGGCCGAGCCGGCGUCCAGCGGACUGAAGGCACAAACCUGCAUCAACCCAGUGAACGGCAGCCUGUGUGAACGCUCAGCCAACCACAGUGCCAAGCCGUGCCGGACCCCGUGCGCCAUGAGGAGCACCUGCAGCGAAUGCACCAGCAGCAGCUCGGAGUGCAUGUGGUGCAGCAACAUGAAGCAGUGCGUCGACUCCAACGCCUACGUGGCCUCCUUCCCCUUCGGCCAGUGUAUGGAGUGGUACACUAUGAACUCUUGUCCACCGGAGAACUGCUCCGGGUACAGAACAUGUGGCCAGUGUCUGGACCAGCCGGGCUGCGGCUGGUGCACCGACCCCAGCAACACGGGCAAAGGUCAGUGCAUCGAGGGCUCGUACCGCGGGCCCUUCCAGACCUCGGUCCCGGCCCCAUCCACCCUCCCUGGCCUGCCCGCCAUCCCCCCCCAGCCGGCGCUCAAUGCCAGCAUGUGCCCCAGCGAGGCCAAAUACAACUGGUCCUUCAUCCACUGCCCAGCUUGUCAGUGUAACGGUCACAGCCAGUGUAUCAAUGAGAGCGUGUGCGAGAAGUGCGAGGACCUGACAACCGGCCGGCACUGCGAGAGCUGCGUCUCCGGCUUCUACGGAGAUCCCACCAACGGGGGCAGCUGCCAGCCCUGCAAGUGUAACGGCCACGCCAGCAUGUGCAACCCUAACAACGGCAAGUGCUUCUGCACCACUAAGGGCAUCAAAGGGGAUCGCUGCCACCUGUGUGAAGUCGAGAAUCGUUACCAAGGCAACCCUCUCAAAGGAACAUGCUACUACACGCUUCUCAUCGACUACCAGUUCACCUUCAGCCUGUCGCAGGAGGACGACCGCUACUACACCGCCAUCAACUUCGUGGCCACACCCGAGGAGCCAAACCGGGACCUAGACAUGUUCAUAAAUGCCUCAAAGAACUUCAACCUGAACAUAACCUGGGCCACUAGCUUCACCGCAGGCACCCAGACCGGGGAGGAGAUCCCGAUCGUCUCUCGGAGCAACAUCAAGGAGUUCAAGGACAGCUUCUCCAACGAGAACUUUGAUUUCCGCAACAGCCCUAACAUAACCUUCUUUGUCUACGUCAGCAACUUCACGUGGCCCAUUAAGAUUCAAAUUGCCUUCUCGCAGCACAGUAACUUCAUGGAUCUGGUGCAGUUCUUUGUCACGUUCUUCAGCUGCUUCCUGUCCCUGCUCCUCGUGGCCGCCGUGGUGUGGAAGAUCAAACAAAGCUGCUGGGCGUCACGGCGACGAGAGCAACUGCUGAGGGAAAUGCAACAGAUGGCCAGCCGGCCUUUCGCCACCGUCAACGUUGCCUUGGAGACGGACGACGAGCCGCCUGACCUGAUAGGUGGAAACGUCAAGUCCGUCCCAAAACCCAUCGCCCUCGAGCCUUGCUUUGGCAACAAAGCCGCCGUGCUUUCCAUCUUUGUGCGGUUACCCAGGGGCACCGGCGGCAUCCCUCCUCCAGGACAGUCUGGUCUGGCAGUGGCGAGUGCGCUGGUGGACGUCUCCCAGCAGAUGUGUCUGGGCUACAAGGAGAAGUCCGGAGGCCUGAGGAACCGCAAACAGCAGCCCACUGCACAGCCAUCCACCUGUAUCUGACCAGCCCCCCCACCCCCCCUCCCGACGUGUCCUCUUCUGCCACCCGACCACCCUAUGCUCUCCCAUCAGCCCCCCGCUUCGGCCCCCUCCUUCAGAGACUCCCGCCAGCCCCGCUGUGGCAGGCAGAGGUGCAUGCUGGGAUGCAGGACUAGAACAUUUUGGUGAGGGGCCGAGCCGUCCGGUGGACUGGAGCCUCAGCGGGCUUCCCCUCCCUCUCCUCCUACGGGAACUAUGGCUCCCCGCGCACAGAAUGACCAAAACUGGACACAAAGAGGGGGAGGGAGGGAGGGAGGGAGGGAGGGAGGGACAGAGCGGGUGCGGACUUCAGCCCUUCCCCCCUCAGAAAACAUUUUACCUUUGUCGGCACCGCCUCGUUAGAGUCGAGGCGGCCGCGGCUUGCUGCUAGAAGAGAUCCUCGUCUCGUAGUUUUGAAAAAUCCAGAGACUUUGCAACCCUCUAUGUUUUUUAUUUUACUUAAGUUAUUGUUUUUUUGGUUUUGUAUUUUAUUUUGAAGGCAGGAUCAUACUGGACAUGUUCAACUGCACACAAACACACACACACACACACACGCACGCACACUACAGAACAAACAACCUUCCAGGCCCUUGUACCCAUUUGUAGCCCAUUGUCUCCUGCUUUCACAUUCACAGCUCAGCACUGAGGGCUACUGUCACUGGAGGCUUGUGCAGUUUGGCCCCCGAGCGAGCUGACGCCGUGUUCAGACGUCCUGUAAUGACGAUCUGCCGGAGGAGGCUAGCCGUGCAGCCAGAGCCCGUCCAAAGAGCCCCGCCCAUUUCUAAUCAGCCGCUGUGUCUUCUUCCCCUUUCUUCUCUGUGGCCUGUCUGAAGCUUUGUCUCCGCUCCGGUCCCUCUGUCUCUGUGGCCAACUGGCUGCCGAGCCAACCACCUUCCCCGCCUCUCUGGAAGCAUGGCCGAGUGCAAAACAAGACCACAGCAGCACCUUAUCCGCGCUGGCUCGCCGGCGGACAGGCAGGCUGGAUCGUAAGCCAGCGCCAAAUUGAAACUUUUCCAGCCAAUUACUCCUUCAUUUGCAUAUGCACACGCGCGGCUCUCACACAGACAGCAGAGCGGUUGGUGGUGAGAAAACCCUCCCGUGUGUAACGAUUGUCCUUUUGGCAGUCCUGCGCCUCGAGCCCAUCUGAAACAGGCUUCCUAUAGAUCUUGUGACUCUGAUUGAAUGAAGUGAUUAGGCUGAUCUGCGAGAGGGGAGCCGGGGCAACGGCUCAGCAUCCUCUGUGAUCGUUGCCCAAGAAAUCCAUAGCGUCUAAUUGCUGCUCCCGUGUCCCCAAAUUCAACGCGUGUCCGUCCCCCGCCGCCAGAAAUCCCCUUGCUCUCCUCUUUACCGCUCGACGGCGAUUGUUCCGUGUCCCUAAACUAUCUACAGCUGCCCGAUUGGCCCCGCAGCAGUGACGUCUGUCUUCAUAUUGAUGCUACUUAACACAGUGGAGCUGUUUUCAACUGGACCGGGCGGACAACUCUGAACAUGAAGCACACACACAUACACUAGCAGAGUAAGCAGCCACAAUGCAGGCGGCAGCGUCUGUUUCCUUACAUGCACCUUUUGUUAAGCGGGACUUUUGAAUUGGCCACAUCUCAUGAAAGACCUCGGGUAUUGAAUCAAGAAACAAAACAAGAAAAGGACAAGAAACAAGAGCAUUCAUUGCUUUUUCUUAAAUAAUUUUUCUUAAUCUUGGAAUUAUCUCGUUGCCUGGUCUCCUGGGCUUACUCUGUUUUUGUGCUCCCUGUGUGAGGUUGCUCGGUCCUUUGUAUAUCUGCUCUACCUGCCCUUUUCACAGUCCUUAUCUGAAACCACUGGUCCAUCUAGAAAGAAACAUUACUUAUUUUUGUCAACUGGGGAAAAUGAGGGAAGACACAGAAAGGAAGAAAAAAAAAACUCAGGCGGCUAGUUGGAAACAGAGCUGUUGCUUUGAAAUGUCAAGUCAUAUUCAGUUUUAAGGGCAUCAGGGUGUCACAUCUGUCUUUCUGGCCUUUUUUUUCUUUUUUUCCUCUACAGCACUGAAUAUCAGAGCAGGCUUGGAUUAGUCCUUAAUGGUCAUCUUUUAAAAAUUGAAGUUGCAUAAUACAACACCUGCAGGUUCUUUGACUAAAGCCAGAGGCACACACCAGUACAUAGGACAGUAUAACAUAUAUGUCCUCUUGCUUCAUAAAGUCAUUAACUUCCCGCCCUCAGGGAAGUACAGUAAUAAAACAACUUAAUAACUCGCUUUCUUCCCUAAAGAAUGCGUUGUCUUUAGUUCCAGGCCCUCGCAUGAGUUCAGCAUACUGGAACUGCUCAGCGUCUGGUUAAAGGGCGCACUUUUAGCACCGGGAAAAGGUCAGAGCAGAAAGCAUGAACACAGUUGACAUUCUGUAAUUAUAGAGAGCUCGAUGUGCUCACAACUUCACUCAGCCAACCCAGCGAGGGUUAAGGAGUCAGUGCUGUUCAUAGAGGAAUCAGGGCACUUCACUUUUACUCUGCAUUAUCAAUCUGUUUUUCUUUUUAAAUCUUUUCUCAAUAGAGCAACAUCAUUUAGCCAUAAUGCCCCGUUCAGGUUUUGUUGCUUCUGCAAAGACUUGAUGGU
This is a messenger RNA of Etheostoma cragini (Arkansas darter), 6970 nucleotides long. RefSeq names its product attractin (gene atrn). Gene Ontology annotation, cellular component: Golgi apparatus. Lineage: Eukaryota; Metazoa; Chordata; Actinopteri; Perciformes; Percidae. The transcript has 29 exons. The coding region runs from base 244 to 4368 and encodes 1374 amino acids. Gene Ontology annotation, molecular function: protein binding. The record is from RefSeq and is a predicted model, not a curated record.